Messenger RNA from Ricinus communis (castor bean), 345 nucleotides. RefSeq lists its product as uncharacterized. The record is from RefSeq and is a predicted model, not a curated record. NCBI's taxonomy places the organism in Eukaryota, Viridiplantae, Streptophyta, Magnoliopsida, Malpighiales, Euphorbiaceae. The transcript has a single exon. The coding region runs from base 1 to 345 and encodes 114 amino acids.
AUGUCUGAAUUUGAAAUGACUGAUCUCGGCUUGAUGCAUUAUUUUUUGGGCUUGGAAGUUAUUCAAUCUUAUGCAGGCAUUUUUAUGUGUCAAAGGAGAUAUGUGCAGGACAUCUUAACCAAAUUUCAGAUGCAAGACUGUAAUCCAGUUUACACACCAGCUGAGACGAGUUUAAAGCUUGUUAAAGACCCAGAUGGAGUAAAGAUUGAUAGCACUCUUUACAAGCAAAUUGUUGGAAGUUUAAUGUACUUAACUUCAACAAGGCCUGACAUCAUGUUUGUUGUAAGUCUCAUCAGCAGAUUCAUGAAAAAUCCAACGGAGAUGCAUCUCAUGGCUGCGAAAUGA